AUGGCCGUCAUGCCUUCGAAAGUCUUGCGCCCUCGUGGCAACGACUCAGGCCGAACCUUCUCAAUCAUCUUUGCCGUCAUCGCCUUUCUCGUCGUCCUUGGGUGUGUGAUCUGGGGCAUCAUCCUUCCGAAAUAUCGAAAGAGGCGCGGCACUCAUCGCCUAGGUCGAUACACAGUAACGCCGUAUUAUCCUCCAUUCAGUCCUCCUCCACGCUUCCCCAGUCAUCCUGCCCUGUUGCGUGGUUUUCGAAAGCAGCCUCAAGCCCCGGUGCAACGAUAUGAUCCGAGAAUCGAGAGCCCUUUCCCAAACAGUCCGACACAGCUGCAAACAAUCCAUCAUCCUUCCCAAGCUGGCUCAGUCAACCCUGUUAGUCACGCUUAUGGGCCUUUCACUCCCCGUCAAUGUUGGCUUUCCACAAGAAAUCACACCCAAACCAUAUGGGAAGGCGACCUGCAAGCGGCAAGACAAGGGGCAGGGAAUGACCCGCGAAAUUUCACCACAUUCAGAGGGAAGCAUGAUUACAUACUGCCAGUUCCGGAGCCUCUUGUCUUGAAGCCAAGGCCUGCAGGGAGACCGCCGCCACUGACGAGGCAACUGGAGCGGUUUCCUUUCCCCUUCAGCUCCGGCCGUAAAGGAGGACUCGUUCAUCCCGCAAAACUCUUCCAUGAUUUGGAACUGCGAAACUCGGAGUCAACUACAGACACCUUCGGAACUCCUUCCCCAGCCCCGCAACAUCCUAGUCAGCCAGCUGCUGUAGAAAUGUCAGCGAUGGGACCACCCGCCCGCUGCCGGACCUCUCCUGAAAGCCUCCAGGGCGAGUUGCACAAAUCUGGCGAGGGCAAGACACACAAUGCGCAACGAAUUGGCCUAUUGUCAGCCACGAGAUGCCCACCCAAAACCUGCGAUGCGGCAGGAGCACCAAGGACGAGACACGUGCGGAAGCAGGAGAGGUUAGAAAGAAUGGGGACGUUGACAAGACCAAAGACUCCCGUGGCUGAGAUACGAGAUUGGUUUGAUCGAGCGGCUAGCACUGCCAACAAGGAGAAAGAUUCAUCGAAGCCUUACACGCCCUCCUCCAAUCCCUUCACGACGCCUGGACUGGCAUCGACGCCAGCAACUUCCCCAACCCAGACGUUGAAGAAGCCACAGGCUCUGGCAACGCCGUCGCGGCCACAAGGUGUCGCUCCUGGCAUGAAUGUGCCAUCUCACAGCCACAGAAGAACACCUAGUUCGGUGAUCCUCCCAUCUCCAGGAAAGCUCCGCGAGUUGCAGCUGGCGAGGCCAAACAAAAAAGUGCCUCAGGCAGCUAAAGGGUCUCCUGCCAAGAUUUUCAAACGGCGAUCAAAUUCAGGACGUGCCAAACUCGUGUCAUGGUCCCAGUUGCGACCCAGCAAACGAAUCUCCCGGCGUUUCUCUUCUUCUUCGCUUUCGACGAUCUUCAAGCCCAUUCUUGCCCCGAGGAGCAAGCACAGCCAGGGCACGUCAAGCAUCUAUAGCCGUGACGUGAGAGAGCUGAGUUUCACGGGAGCAGCAGAUCGCCAAGGAGGAGACGCCGAGAGCAAUGAUCGAGUUGUAUCAGGGUUGCCAUCAGGAAAUGGCACUCACUUGGCUCACAAGCCAUCAGCUUCUAUUGACCCUCUGAAGUCCAAGAUCGACAAUUGGGACCUUCACACGGGCGAUCUGGAUGUGUCCAUGAUCCCUCGCUCAGCGAUCAAACGAUCGAUAUCAGAUUCCGGGCUCCGUUGUGCGACGUUGUGGAGCUGCGAAGGACGUCCCACGAGCGGGCAGGGCGCUCCCGGUGUGGCGUGCGAAGGUCGGGGCAGAUCCAUUCCGCUUAUUCAGAUUGGGCGAUCCAGCGACGACGUUUUCGGAAUCGAAGCAGAUGGCUUCGAACCCCACGAAGCGAGCAAAUUGAUGAAGAAAAUCGGGCAUUUCGAGACAGCACCAAUCAUUCUUGGUGGCUUGGGCCACGGCACAGCGCCGGGCGGUGGGGAGUGGAUUUGA
This is a messenger RNA of Cladophialophora immunda, 2004 nucleotides long. RefSeq lists its product as uncharacterized. NCBI's taxonomy places the organism in Eukaryota, Fungi, Ascomycota, Eurotiomycetes, Chaetothyriales, Herpotrichiellaceae. The transcript has a single exon. The record is from RefSeq and is a predicted model, not a curated record. The coding region runs from base 1 to 2004 and encodes 667 amino acids.